Messenger RNA from Plenodomus lingam JN3, 645 nucleotides. RefSeq lists its product as uncharacterized. Lineage: Eukaryota; Fungi; Ascomycota; Dothideomycetes; Pleosporales; Leptosphaeriaceae. Gene Ontology annotation, cellular component: spliceosomal complex; U4/U6 x U5 tri-snRNP complex. The record is from RefSeq and is a predicted model, not a curated record. Gene Ontology annotation, molecular function: zinc ion binding; nucleic acid binding. Gene Ontology annotation, biological process: mRNA splicing, via spliceosome.
AUGAGCGGCAAAGCAGGCGCAUACGGGAGCAAAGGUGGAGGAGAUACAGAUUUCAGAAAGACAUGGGACCGGGAAGAAAUGGCCAAGAAGGCCAAGGACAGAGAGGCCAAAGAUCGUGAAGAAGCAAAGGAGAGAUAUGAAGCCAAGCUGGAGGGUAAAACAUAUGGACGGAGAGCGUCGACGCCCGAGGACUUGAAGCAGACGGAAGCACGGUCGGAGAGGAUUGAUUGGAGCAAAAUGAUUGGCAAACAGACGCUCACGUCAGCGGCUGCAGCUGUAGGCAAGAGAGGACGUGGUGCGGGUGCAUACUGUCAAGCGUGUGAUCUUACGUUCAAGGACAAUAUUCAAUAUGUAGAGCAUUUGAACAGCAAGCAACAUUUGGUUGCAACAGGUCAAUCUGGCGAAGUAAGACGUGCCACCGUCGAGGAAGUGCGCGACCGCCUACGAUACCUCAAGCGGAAAAGAGACGAAGACAAAUUCCUAGAGGUUACAGAUCUCGACACACGUUUGGCCAUGAACAAGGACAAGAUGGAACAAGAGGCAGAAGAGAAGCGCCGUCUGCGCAAUGAGAAGCGGAGAGCGAAGAAGAAGACGGAUGCGAAUGCCAUGGAAUGGAAGGUCGAAGGCGACGGCGUCAUAAGCUGA